AAAAGAAACCGAAAGCGAGGGCGGUCUGUCCCUCGGUGCAGAGCCUCGCUGGGUUUGGGCAGGACAGGACAGAGCGGCAUCUGUUCUUAGAGAUAGAUUAUAUCUCGGUCUUUUCUGUCCGGUCCUUCUGCCUGUCCUUCUGGCCUGUCCUGCUGUCCGGUCCAGCUGCGCAUCCUUCUGUCCGGUCCUUCUGCCCGAUCCUUCUGCCUAGUCCUUCUCUCCUGUCCUUCUGUCCGUACUCCUAUCCAGUCCUUCUGUCCUGUCCUUCUCUCCUGUCCUUCUGACGGCCCCUCUGUCAGGUCCUUCUGUCCGUACUCCCGUCCGGUCCCUCUGUCCGGUCUCUCUGUCCGUAUUCCUGCCCGGUCCUUUUGUCCAGUCCUUCUCUCCUGUCCUUCUGUCCGGUCCUCCUGUCCGAACUCCUAUCUAGUCCUUCUGCCCGGUCCUUCUCUCCUGUCCUUCUGUCCGGCCCCUCCGUCCGGCCCUUCUGUCCGUACUCCUAGCCGGUCCUUCUGCCCGGUCCUUCUCUCCUUUCCUUCUGUGCGGACCUCCUGUACGGUCCCUCCUGCCCGGUCCUCCUGUCCGUCCCCCUGUCGAUCCUCCUGUUCGGUCCUCCUGCUGGUCCCUCUGUCCAUUCCCCCCCCCCCCAAGUCGAUCUUUCUGUCCUGUCCUUCUGUCCUGUCCUCUGUCCCUACAUAUCCCCCUGUUCGGACCUCCUGUCCGGCCCUCCGAUCCAUCCUCCUGCCCGCCCACCUGCCCCUGGGGCUGGGUGCUUCCUCUCCCUGAACGCGGGACACCCAGUGUCCCCAUCCCUCCCCCCAGGACCUCACCUGUCCAGGGGACCCCUGGAUCCAGCCGCCAGCUCUUCUCCCUGGAUCGUCAAGAACCAGUUAUAACCAUGGAUAUGAACUAUGGGCAUAUGAAUCCAGAACACUUGAGAAAAGACAUCCCUCCUGGUUAUCCACCUCAGUAUGCACCAGAAGGGUUCCAAGGCCCUGGCGGCUAUCCAGUCCCUUACGGAGGCUAUCCUGCCCCUGCACCCGGCGGGUUUCCCACACAAAUGCAGCCCACUGGAUUUGCCGUCCAACCGCAGCCUGGGGGUCCCGUUGGAACGCCAUGGAUGGUUCCGCCGCCUCUACCACCAAACUGUCCUCCUGGAUUGGAGUAUUUGUCUCAGGUAGAUCAGAUAUUGAUUCACCAGCAAAUUGAACUUCUGGAAGUUUUGGUAGGUUUCGAAACCAAUAACAAAUAUGAAAUUAAGAACAGUCUGGGUCAGAGAGUUUACUUCGCGGUGGAGGAAAAUGACUGCUGUACACGAAACUGCUGUGGAGCCGCAAGACCUUUUACCCUAAAGAUUCUCGAUAAUUUGGGGAGAGAAGUAAUCUCCUUGCAGAGACCUUUGAGAUGCUCCUCCUGCUGUUUUCCUUGCUGCUUGCAAGAGCUUGAAGUUCAGUCUCCUCCAGGAGUUACGAUUGGAUUCGUCAUCCAGAACUGGCAUCUGUGUCUGCCCAAAUUUACCAUUCAGAAUGAGCACAGACAAGACGUAUUGAAAAUCACUGGCCCAUUUGUGGUCUGUAGCUGUUGCUCUGAUGUUGACUUUCAGGUGAAGGGGCUGGAUGACCAAACUGUGGUGGGAAAGAUUUCCAAGCAAUGGUCCGGCUUGGUAAGAGAAGCUUUUACAGAUUCCGAUAACUUUGGGAUCCAGUUCCCAUUAGACCUGGAUGUUAAAAUGAAAGCUGUGAUGCUGGGAGCCUGUUUCCUCAUUGACUUCAUGUAUUUUGAAAACCCUGGAAAUGAACACUAACCUGCAGACCAAGUCCAUGCACCCCUGGAAUAGUCUUCCAGCCAUUAUCAUGAAGAGAAUAGGAGAAUAAUAGAAUUUCACAACCCAUCUCCAAACUAAGAAGACAUUCUGGGUUUUUCCUUUUUUUUUCUUCAUAUCUAUUUUUAAAAUGUUAUUUGAUCACACAAACCUUCAUUUUCUGCGAGGAGAUAACUACAAGUGCACAUUGAGAUUUGACUGACUGUUGAUCCCACCAUGCCUACUGAGAAAUACAGUUUGUGGCUCAAGACCAGUAGUCCAAUAGAUAUUUAUCUUUCUCAAUAAAGAAACAUUUUUAUCUUUGGUUUUUGAGCUAUUUCAUAAUGUAAAAAUUAUACUUUGUAAUGUCAGUAUAAAAUUCAAAUACAUAUUGCAAGUUUUAAUUGUUACACAUAAUUUGUAAAUGUAUCAAAAUAAAUAAAUGAACAGAGCAGCA
This is a messenger RNA of Ornithorhynchus anatinus (platypus), 2255 nucleotides long. RefSeq names its product phospholipid scramblase 1 (gene PLSCR1). Lineage: Eukaryota; Metazoa; Chordata; Mammalia; Monotremata; Ornithorhynchidae. Gene Ontology annotation, molecular function: phospholipid scramblase activity. Gene Ontology annotation, biological process: plasma membrane phospholipid scrambling. Bases 896 to 1801 code for a protein of 301 amino acids. The record is from RefSeq and is a predicted model, not a curated record. Gene Ontology annotation, cellular component: plasma membrane. The transcript has 9 exons.